Messenger RNA from Megalops cyprinoides (Indo-Pacific tarpon), 2531 nucleotides. RefSeq names its product guanine nucleotide-binding protein G(o) subunit alpha-like. Gene Ontology annotation, biological process: adenylate cyclase-modulating G protein-coupled receptor signaling pathway; G protein-coupled dopamine receptor signaling pathway. Lineage: Eukaryota; Metazoa; Chordata; Actinopteri; Elopiformes; Megalopidae. Gene Ontology annotation, cellular component: heterotrimeric G-protein complex. The record is from RefSeq and is a predicted model, not a curated record. The transcript is spliced from 8 exons. Gene Ontology annotation, molecular function: G-protein beta/gamma-subunit complex binding; GTPase activity; mu-type opioid receptor binding. Bases 340 to 1404 code for a protein of 354 amino acids.
CCCAGCGCGUGCAGUCCCUCCUUCUCCUCCAUUGUGAGCAAAGCUGAACGAUGCGGUCGCCGGCAGCCAGCGUCACCGCCCAAUAGAGACCCCCUGCACAAGUACCGAGCACAACGACCCCCUUGAGAGAGACAGUAACAGAGGGCCAGAGACAAGCCCUGUUCAAACAUCAGUUUGUGACAUCCCUGUUUUCAUGCUUUAGAUAGUUGUCGAGAUACAGAGCGAGAUAGGGGGAAAGAGAGCGACUGAGACAGAGGGGUAAGGAAGGAUUCGAGGGAGAUUGCUCGUUUUUCAACUCGCCUAUUUUGGUGAGAAGGCAGAGCCGAGGUUCGCCUAGCGAUGGGGUGCACACUAAGCGCCGAGGAGAGAGCGGCUCUGGACAGGAGCAAAGCGAUCGAGAAAAACCUCAAGGAAGAUGGAAUCACUGCCGCAAAAGACGUGAAAUUACUCCUCCUGGGGGCCGGGGAAUCAGGCAAAAGCACCAUCGUGAAACAGAUGAAGAUUAUCCAUGAGGACGGCUUCUCUGGAGAUGAUGUGAAGCAGUACAAGCCUGUGGUCUACAGUAACACCAUCCAGUCCCUGGCCGCCAUCGUCCGAGCCAUGGACACCCUGGGGCUGGAGUAUGGGGACAAGGACAGGAAGGCGGAUGCUAAAAUGGUGUGUGACGUGGUGAGCCGCAUGGAGGAUACCGAGCCCUACUCCCCCGAACUGCUGUCCGCCAUGAGCCGCCUCUGGACCGACUCUGGCAUCCAGGAGUGCUUCAGCCGCGCCCGUGAAUACCAGCUCAACGACUCCGCCCAGUACUAUCUUGACAGCCUUGACCGGAUUGGUGCUCCAGACUACCAGCCAACAGAGCAGGACAUUCUCAGAACCCGAGUGAAGACCACUGGGAUUGUGGAAACCCACUUCACCUUCAAAAACCUACACUUCAGGUUGUUUGAUGUUGGAGGUCAGAGGUCAGAGAGAAAGAAGUGGAUCCACUGCUUUGAGGACGUAACAGCCAUUAUUUUCUGUGUGGCCCUGAGUGGCUAUGACCAGGUGCUGCAUGAAGAUGAAACCACGAAUCGCAUGCAUGAGUCUCUCAUGCUCUUCGAUUCCAUCUGUAACAACAAAUUCUUCAUUGACACUUCCAUCAUUCUCUUCCUCAACAAGAAAGACCUGUUUGCUGAAAAGAUCAAGAAGUCUGCCCUGAGCAUCUGUUUCCCCGAGUACACAGGACCAAACACCUAUGAGGAUGCAGCUGCCUACAUCCAGUCUCAAUUUGAGAGUAAGAACCGCUCUCCCAACAAAGAGAUCUACUGCCACAUGACCUGUGCCACGGACACGGGCAACAUCCAGGUGGUGUUCGACGCAGUGACUGACAUCAUCAUCGCCAACAACCUGAGGGGCUGUGGCCUGUACUGACACAGUAAAACUCUGGAGAUAAUCAAUAACUACUACUACUGAGAGUGCAAGCUGAUUAAUAAUAAUGACCAUUUUAAAGGGUACACACACAUAUAAAAAAUUGUCUCAACAACCUGCCAACAGAACUGAUUUCUUAUAGAAACCCAGCCCUUUUAUCCUUUUGUAGGAAGCUGUCUUUUUAAAAUGGCCCAUUUUUUAUUUACAUAACAACACUAGUCUUCAUUUAAUUUUAUAAUUGUUAAAUGUCUGCACAUUUAUUAUAUGAAUAUCAGCAAAGUGGUUACUCAUUUCUCUGAGAUAAUAUUGAGACAUAUCAAUGAGAAUUGUAACAGUAAUAAGAAGUGGCAUUGAUUAGUGAGAACAUCACAGUGUAGAUUUCUAUAAGGGGACUGGGUUUCCAUGGUAAUCCUGUUUGUAAACAAAAAAGUGACAGCAAGCCACUUGCUUUGUUUUUACUGGUGGAUCAGGGAUUUCCCAGGAGCCGCCCUGUUUGUCAGGCAGGUCUCGCUAUUGGCUGCGUCCAGUUAGGGGUGGGCCUUGGCGUCCUUAUAUGAGGCCUCUCAGCCAAUGAAAUUUCAGAAAAGUGUCCUAUCAGUGCCAACCUGAGAAUGGCAUGAUUGGAAUAAGCACUAAAAAUAUUACUGAAACAAGAACUUAUGAAUAUUAUCAUGAAAUAUUGUAAUUUUUUUAUUGUCAUUGGUUAAUGACUAUUUAUUUAUUUAUCCUCAUGUCACCUUUGUACUCACAGUACAUCAUGUACCUGCCAUUAUCCUUCACUUCUCUACUUCCUGUUUUCAUUCUGCUCGGGCUGGUUUACAGCCUCCAGCUGCUCACUCUGUCACAUACUGCAUGAUCCUCCUACUUUUCAAAACAAUGAAACAACAAACAAUGGAAAUCUCCAGACGGAAAAUGCUGAGAAAAAUAGUCUCCAAUAUAAAAAGAAGAAAAUGAAGACAAAACCAAAACCAAAAGGACGACAUCAGUAAAACUAAAGACACUGAAUGGGGUUUGGGGGUGAGGCAAGCACAGAGUGACAUCCAUCCAACCAGAAAGCAUCUUCAGUGCUGGUCCUUAGGAUGUGUUUUUCAGUAGAAUGCUGCAGAACUGAUUCUAUGGGCAGAAGGAGA